Messenger RNA from Suricata suricatta (meerkat), 936 nucleotides. Its product is annotated as olfactory receptor 4D9-like. Lineage: Eukaryota; Metazoa; Chordata; Mammalia; Carnivora; Herpestidae. Gene Ontology annotation, biological process: G protein-coupled receptor signaling pathway. The transcript has a single exon. Gene Ontology annotation, cellular component: membrane. Bases 1 to 936 code for a protein of 311 amino acids. Gene Ontology annotation, molecular function: G protein-coupled receptor activity; olfactory receptor activity. The record is from RefSeq and is a predicted model, not a curated record.
AUGGCCCUGAGUAAUCACACCAAAGUGUCUGAAUUUAUUUUUUGUGGACUUACCCAGUCUCAAGAGCUGAGCUUGCUCUUAUUUUUCUUUUUAUCUGUAGUUUAUGUAACAACUGUGUUAGCAAAUGUGGCCAUCAUGGUCACUGUGACCUGUGAGUCCCGCCUUCACACCCCCAUGUACUUCCUGCUCUGCAACCUCUCCGUCUUGGACAUCUGCUUCUCCUCCAUCACUGCUCCCAAGGUCCUCGGAGACCUCCUGUCAAGGACGAAGACCAUCUCCUUCAAUGGCUGCAUCACUCAGAUGUUCUUCUUCCACCUACUCGGGGGGGCAGACAUCUUUUCUCUCUCUGUGAUGGCCUUCGAUCGCUACAUGGCCAUCUCCAAGCCCCUGCACUACGUGACCAUCAUGAGCAGGAGGCGAUGCACUGCCCUCAUCGUGGCCUCCUGGGUCGGGGGCUUUGUCCACUCCAUCGUGCAGAUUUCCCUCUUGUUGCCUCUGCCCUUCUGUGGACCCAAUGUCAUUGAUGGCUUCUACUGUGACGUCCCCCAGGUCCUCAAACUCGCCUGUACAGACACUUUUGUACUUGAGCUCCUGAUGAUUUCCAACAAUGGUCUAGUCACUACUUUGUGGUUUGUCCUUCUCCUUGUGUCCUACGCAGUCAUCCUGACGAUGCUGAGGUCUCAUGCCGGGGAGGGCAGGAGGAAAGCCAUCUCCACCUGCACCGCCCACAUCACUGUGGUGACCCUGCAUUUUGUACCCUGCAUCUACGUCUACGCCCGGCCCUUCACCGCCCUCCGCAUGGACAGAGCUGUCUCCAUCACCUUCACAGUCAUCAUCCCGGUCUUGAACCCCAUGAUCUACACCCUCAGGAACCAGGAGAUGAAGUCAUCCAUGAAGAAAAUGAAGGGAAGACUUACGUUUUCUGAAAGGGGAUAA